This is a messenger RNA of Pichia kudriavzevii, 1101 nucleotides long. RefSeq lists its product as uncharacterized. Gene Ontology annotation, cellular component: cytoplasm. Gene Ontology annotation, biological process: iron-sulfur cluster assembly. The transcript has a single exon. The coding region runs from base 1 to 1101 and encodes 366 amino acids. The record is from RefSeq and is a predicted model, not a curated record. NCBI's taxonomy places the organism in Eukaryota, Fungi, Ascomycota, Pichiomycetes, Pichiales, Pichiaceae. Gene Ontology annotation, molecular function: iron-sulfur cluster binding.
AUGUCGGUAAAAAUCUUACUUCUGUUUCAUCCAACCAUUGCAACUGAACCUGAAAGAAUAGAUGACACGAAAAACGUGCUUAGUAAUGAAUAUUCAAACGCACAAAUAACUCAGUACAUUAUUGAUCGUGUUGCUUUGGGACAGCAGACAUUAGAUGACGAUACAUAUGAUGUGAUAUACUAUUUGGCACCAAGAGAAGCAUCCAAAAACGAGUUCAACAAACAAUUGACAGAUUACUUGUACAAGGCAUUGAAAAAUGGUGGUAAAUUUACCGGUUUAAUUCCUGAUAACUCUACAAUUCUAGCAAUAACAACAGGUUUUCUAAUAUCGGAUGACGAGAAGUCCUGGUUGAAGCCGCAGACUGAGAAAUCCGCACCUGCAGUUGUAUCGUUGAGGAGAACAAAGAAAAAUGAAGACAAGGCCAAGACAUUUUUACCAAGUUUUAAGAGACUCGAUAUUUCGAAGGACGUUAAAACCCCAGCGCCUUCGUCACCUCCUACCUCCAUAUCAGAUAAUGAGGAGAAGGUUCUAAGUGUUGAGCAGAAGAAGGCCAAAUUGAAUUUUCUAUCUAACCUGACAAAUGAGGAUAAUGACAAUUAUGGUGAUGACGGGAAAGUUGAUGAAGAUAUCUUAGACGAUGAAGCUUUGGAAUUAGGGGAGAUUGGUAACGUUAUCACUGAGCCUGUUGAUUGUAAAACGACAGGAACUAAAAGAAGAAGAGCAUGUAAGGAUUGCACAUGUGGAUUAAAGGAAAUUGAAGAAGCGGAAGAACAAAGACAGAAAUCAAUUCAACGAUCCUUGUUGAGUAAAAUGGCGGCAUCUGCUAGUAAAGAAGCUGAAGAAAUUGAAAACAGAAUCAAGUUGCGUGAAAAGGAGGAAGGGGCAAGAUCCAAGGCAGAAUCGACAAAGAAAAAAACAAUUGUCAGGUUCACCGCUGACGAUAUGACUGAGAUUGAUUUCACAAUUGAAGGUAAGACUGGUGGAUGCAAUUCUUGCUCUUUAGGUGAUGCUUUCAGGUGUGAUUCAUGUCCCUUCCUUGGAUUGCCGGCCUUUAAACCAGGUCAAGUUGUAACUAUUGACAGUUUUGGAGAAGAUAUUUAA